This is a messenger RNA of Panicum virgatum (switchgrass), 2654 nucleotides long. Its product is annotated as U-box domain-containing protein 16-like. Gene Ontology annotation, cellular component: nucleus; cytoplasm. Lineage: Eukaryota; Viridiplantae; Streptophyta; Magnoliopsida; Poales; Poaceae. Gene Ontology annotation, biological process: protein ubiquitination. The record is from RefSeq and is a predicted model, not a curated record. The transcript has a single exon. Gene Ontology annotation, molecular function: protein binding; ubiquitin-protein transferase activity. The coding region runs from base 224 to 2299 and encodes 691 amino acids.
ACAUGAAGCGCAGCCAUCACAGAAGAUAAGCAAGCAAGCAAAACCCCAUGCGUGAUUCCCUCCAGCUCUCUCAACCAACUGCGCCCGCCCUCAUUUAUAAGCCUUCCUCUCUGCCCCCUCUCUUCUCCGCCCCGUCAUCGGACACCAUUUCCACUAAAAACCAGCCGUUCCUCUAGGUGUUAGUUACGGACCAGUCAGUUCCAAUUCCUCGUUCUCAAUCGCCAUGGCUAAUCCAAGAACGGUGCUGACCUCCGCGCCGUCGCCGCCCGGCUGCAGCUGCUCCUCCUCCUCCUCGCCGCCAGCGUUCGAGCCGCCGUCGCCGUCCGACGGGGAGCUGCUCCGGUCGCUGCACCGCCUCGCGCGGGACCUGUCCGCCGGCGACGCCGCCGCCGAGACGCCGGCGCCGUUCCUGCGCGCCGCGCUCGCGUUCGUCACGAGGCGGUCCAAGCUCCUGGCGGCCGCGUUCGACGACCUGGCCGUGUGCGCCGCGGCGGCCGACCUGCCGCGGUCCGCCUCGCUGUGCCUCCGCGAGGUGCUCCUCGUGCUGCAGCGCUUCAAGGCCCUGGCCGCCGACUGCGCCGCGCGGAGCCGGAUGCGGCUGCUGCUGCAGUCGGACGAGAUCGAGGAGGAGGUGCGGGAGCUGCAGCAGGACCUCGCCACGCUGCUCGACCUCCUGCCCGUCGCCGAGCUCGGCCUCGCCGAGGACGUCCUGGACCUGCUGGCGCUCGCGUCGCGGCAGUGCCGGCGGUUCGCGCCGCCGGCCGGGGCGGAGCGGGCGCUCAAGGCGAGGGUGCUGUCGCUCAUACAGGGAAUCGAGCGGGAGAUCGUGCCGGAGCGGGAGCGGCUGGAGGAGAUCCUGGAGGAGGUGGGCAUCAGCGACGCGGCGACCUGCAGCGACGAGAUCGAGAGCCUCGAGUGGGAGAUCGGCGACCGCGCCUCGGAGAGGUGGACGGACGCCAUGAUCGCGCUCGUCGGCCUGCUCCGGUACGCCAAGUGCGUCCUGUUCAGCGCCACGCCGAGGCCUUCGGAUUCCAAGACGGGCCCCGAGGUCGACGAGGAGGGGGAGCCACCGGCGGCGCCGCCGGACUUCCGCUGCCCCAUCACCCUCGACAUCAUGCGCGAACCCGUCGUCGUCGCCAGCGGCCAGACAUACGACCGCGAGCCCAUCGCCCGGUGGUUCGAUUCCGGCAAGUCAACGUGCCCCAAGACAGGGCAGGUCCUCACCAAUCUGGAGCUCGUGCCCAACAAGGCUCUCAAGAACCUCAUCGCCAAGUGGUGCCGGGAGAAUGGCGUCGCCAUGGAAAGCAGCGAGGCCAGCAAGAGCGAGCCGGCGCAGGCGGUGUCGGCGAACAAGGCCGCGCUGGAGGCGGCGCGCAUGACGGCGUCGUUCCUGGUGAAGAAGCUCUCCAUCUCAUUCUCCCCUGACGCGGCCGACCGCGUCGUGCACGAGAUCCGGCUGCUGUCCAAGUCUGGCAACGACUGCCGCGCGUUCGUCGGAGAGGCCGGGGCCGUGCCGCUGCUGGUGCCCCUGCUCUACUCCGAGGACGCGGGGCUCCAGCUGAACGCUGUCACGGCGCUGCUCAACCUGUCAAUCCUCGAGGCCAACAAGAAGCGCAUCAUGCACGCCGAGGGCGCCGUGGAGGCGGUCGGCCACAUCCUGAGCUCCGGCGCGACGUGGCGCGCCAAGGAGAACGCGGCGGCCGCCGUGCUCAGCCUGGCGGCCGUCCACACCUACCGGCGCCGCCUGGGCCGGAACAUGUCCAUCGUAGAGAAGCUGGUGCACCUGGUGCGCACCGGCCCGGCGAGCACCAAGAAGGACGCAUUGGCCGCGCUGCUGUCGCUGGCCGGCGAGCGGGAGAUCGUCGGGAAGCUCGUGGACGCCGGCGUGGCGCAGGUGGCCCUGUCGGCGGUCGGCGAGGAGGAGACCGCGGCCGCGGUGCUGGCCGCAUUGGCGAAGCGCGGCGGCGCGGAGGCGAUCGUGGGCAUGGACGGCGCCGUGGCGCGGCUGGUGGCCGAGAUGCGGCGCGGCACGGAGUGGGGCCGGGAGAACGCGACGGCGGCGCUGGUGCUGCUGUGCCGGCGGCUGGGCGCGCGCGCGGUGACGCAGGUGAUGGCCGUGCCCGGCGUGGAGUGGGCCAUCUGGGAGCUGAUGGGCACCGGCACGGAGCGCGCCCGGCGCAAGGCGGUGUCGCUCGGCAGGAUAUGCCGGCGGUGGGCCGCCGCCUCGGCCGCCGACGGCGAGCGCGGCAACGGGUGCCCCGCCGCCAGCGUCGUGCCGCCGGCCAUGAUGGCGUCAUGACCGAGUCGCGAUGCCAGAUAGGGUAAGCUCAGAAAAAAGAAAGAAACGAUCCCCCCCCCCCCCCCUCCCUCUUCCCCUUCAUCAUGUACAAAAAGUUUGCUUAGGCUGUCACGAUUCUUUGAUCAGAAAGAGAGAUAACGGCGAGUGAUUGAUCAACUGUGCAUACGGAAACCUCUGUACGACUGUACCAAAUGCAAUCUCCUCCAUUUCUACAGGAAUUUUAGUCCACGCCAGCUCGGCGGUUCGAAGCACGCAAUGAUACAAAAAAAAGGGAUUAGUUUGAGACUCCAUUUGCUGAUUUGCGGCCUGUCAUCAAACAAGGAUAACAAAACGAAGAAGGUUGUUUGCUCCUGAA